This is a messenger RNA of Pistacia vera, 1297 nucleotides long. RefSeq lists its product as uncharacterized. NCBI's taxonomy places the organism in Eukaryota, Viridiplantae, Streptophyta, Magnoliopsida, Sapindales, Anacardiaceae. Gene Ontology annotation, biological process: defense response. The coding region runs from base 177 to 950 and encodes 257 amino acids. The record is from RefSeq and is a predicted model, not a curated record. The transcript has a single exon.
AACAAACCAAGAUUUUAAUCAUUAGAAAUCUCCACGCGGCGCAAUGACCCGCCUUAACUCUUCCUUUCUUGGUUCCAGUAAGAACCGUCCACCUCAGAUCUCUGAAUCUUGGUAAAAUCACGGUCGCAGAAACAAGAAACAAGAAAAGAGAUCCAAGAAAGAGGGGCUUAAAGUACAUGGCAUCUCAUUUUCUAGAGAUCACCUUAAUCUCUGCGCAAGGUUUGAAGUUGCCCUCUACUAACAAGCGAAUGCAGACAUAUGCCCUAGCCUGGGUUAACCCGUCCACCAAGCUCCGCACCCAAGUCGACCGAGUUGGAGGUGAAAACCCAACCUGGAAUGACAAGUUCCUCUUUAAAGUGACGCCGGAGUUUCUGUCCUCCGAAACUUCGGCAGUCUCACUCGAGAUCUACUCCACCGGUUAUCUUCGCGAUCACGUCGUCGGAUGUGUCCGUGUUCUCAUCAGCAACAUCCCCCUCUUCGACAGCACCAAAGCUCCAUCCUUUACGGCUCUUCAGAUUCGCCGUCCAUCUGGAAGAGUUCAGGGAGUACUUAAUAUUGGUGCAAUGCUUAUGGAAGGCUCCGCUUUCGCGGGAUUAAACGAGUGUGAUGCGAUCGGAUAUCGUGACUUGAUGGGUGAGAGUGAGAAAGGCAAGAGACAAUGGGUGAGGAAAUCGAAAUCGAUGGCUGAUGACCUUAAUGCCGUUUGUAGUAGAAUUGAGUCUUUGGAGAAUUCUUCUUGUGCUGGAUCUCCUAGUUCGGACGAUGGUGAUUCGACGACUUCUUCAUCGUCCACAUCAUCAACGGCGUUGAAGGAGUGGAAUAGAAGUGGCAUCCCAGGUUUGGCGCCAAAGCAUCGUCGAAUGAGGUCAAUAUCGGCAGGUAUGUUGUGCGGGAUGUUGAUCAAUAGGAAGAAUUGUUCCGGUCCGUCUGAUCAGAACUUGGAUGGUUAAGUGCGGGUCCCAAUCCCAUGAAGGAUGGAUUUAAGGUAGAUUUCAUCUGUUGUAUUUGAUUCGUACAUUUUGGGUUUUAUGACUAGAUUAAUCCCGAUUAACGGUGACGAUAUCAUAUCCCUCUCUCGUAUAUCAUAUCCCUCUCUCGUCUCUCUGUUUUUUGUGGUAUUGUGACUUGUGCUUUAAGUCAUUACAAAAUAUUUGGUCAUUGAAACCCACCGAGCUGAAACCAAGAAGGAAUUAGAGAAGAAAUUUGGUUUUGUACCUUUUGGUUCCAGAAGGAUUAUACAGUUCUGAGUCGAAUAAAUAAUUAGAUUUCAUGUAUAUUAGAAUCAGAAUAUGGAUGU